UGUAAAACAAUGAACGUCUGUGAGUGUGGACGAUUUUGAACGCAGGCAGGCUGACAAGCGGGGAAACUUGCGCUACCUUCCUCGGCGAUGACCCCCUGACUGAAUGCGCUCAAGAGCGAAGUCAGGGAACUUUCCAUUUUCCCGUCUUCUUUUUUCUUCAAAUAAAUCUAUCUGAACGUGGCGACAAAAAGCACAGUUGCAGCUUCCUCAGAUCUGUGUUUCAAAGUCUCAAAGUAAACGGGAGCCCCGAGCCAGCGCCACGAAACGGAUUAUCGACGAUCGUUCACGGCAUCGCACAGCUGGUUUACUUUACACGAACCUCCGUUAAACCGGGUUGUCCGCAAGAACAACAGAGAAAGACAAUUCGAUUUAACUCCAUUAUCCGAAGAGCUUGUGGAACUGACCCGUAAGUGUUGAGCAACUUUAAAAGCAAUGGUGGGAAGACUGAACUUGCGGAAUGUGUGUGACGAUGAUCCGCUGGAUAUGAAUUUGAAAGCUGAUCGGCCGCUGGACAGUCCGGACUCCGGUCUACCUCCGAGCCCGAGCCCGAGCGUCUGGUUACUGCAGGGCACCGGGGCUGGAACCCCGCUUACAGAAGACGAGCACCGAGGGACAGCAGUGGUUGCUAAUAAUCGCCAGUUGCAUGCAUUGUCCUACGGAGAAGGAAUUGAACUCGAUCCUUUGCCACUAAAAGAAAUAAGAUACACGUCAUCAGUGCGUUACGAUUCAGAUCGGCACUUCAUCCAGGACGUGACCCUGCAGCCCAGGGGUUUGGGUCUGGAGAUGUGCAGCCAGACGGUGUUGGCUCUGCCUCAGAGCACCUGGAGACAUUACAAGACCCAGCUGGAGUUUCAGCCCCGUCAGCGGGUGCAGCGCUACCAGAGCACCACUAUAGUGUACCCCAAACACACCCGGACCUUCUACACCACCCAGCUCAAUUAUGACGGGCACAAGCUGACCAAGCGUUUCUUCUCUGCUGUAGAGUUGCAGGCUUCUGAUUGCCAGGCUGGCCUUUAAGAGACAGACGGGCAUCUGUGCCUGACAUUACCCCCCAGCCCACCCCCAUAUGCACCAAUUACACACCACCGCCUGCAUUCAUUGAGUCCCAAGAGGAAAAAAAGGAAACAUGGACUGAAAUUGUUGCCAGUUGGAAAGGGGAUCCCUAGACAGAUGUGCAGUUUUAGUUUGUUUUAAGCAGAGUGAGCAACUGUUGCUUUUUUUUUUUUUUUUUUUUUUUUUUUUAAAGGUUUUGGCAUAUGGAGAUUUUGUAUGGGUUUUCUCCAUAAGUUCUUAAUGGUAAUGUACAAAAAUGGUUUUUAAUAGCAUGUAGGAAUGUGGUUGAUUUUAUUUAAUAGCGAGAAGUUUCAGAUAUUCUGCGCUGGUCUUGGACCAUCAUUGGUUUGAAGGUUAGGUUUAAUGUUGAUUGCAAAGUUGGCCGAUGUAGAGAAAGACGUACUUAAGUACAUAAAUUAAGUAUUAGAAUAAAAUAUAGAGCAUAUUUGGGCAGGGUUGCAAAGGUGGAGUUUCAGUACAUAUCUUUGACGCGUUUCUAUUUAACAGAUUCAAUUUCACUGAGCUGUAGAAGAGUAAAGUUCAUAUAUUAGGGCUAAAAGUGUUUUCAGAAAAAACAGGGUAUUCUAGUGUGUCUUUGCACAAGGGUGGUGAGUGUAUCUGGGUUAAAACAUUAACUCCAUCUUAAACUAACCUUAUUUGCAUACUGUUACUACUGUAAGUCUCUAUUAGGACAUUUAUGCUGUUAACCAUAUUUUCUUUGUAAAAGCUAGCUAACUUCCACAGCUCUGCUUGGUUUUAGUAAGUUGUUCUGUGUUAUUCGUGAAGGAAAACUUAGAAGUGGGUUCACAUUAGAACUAAACUCAAUUCUGCCUGAUACUGCAGAAUGAGGUAUCUGUAGACCAGUGUUUAAGAUAAAUUAUAAUGUAAAUAACAGCAUUUCAGUUUAAAAUGUUUUUAUCAGUGGCACUUAUCCCUAUUUAUUUCUUAUUCGUGUUGUAAUUCUCCUUAAUUCUGUGCACGGUCAUUGAUCAAGUGCCGGUUUUAAAUUCUGUGGCUGUGCUGUGUAAAAUUAUUCUUUUAACUCCAAUUACUUUAAGACGGUUAUUAACUGUUGAAAUGAAAUAAAUACAGUUUAAAGUGU
Messenger RNA from Puntigrus tetrazona (Sumatra barb), 2155 nucleotides. RefSeq names its product refilin B (gene rflnb). Gene Ontology annotation, biological process: negative regulation of bone mineralization involved in bone maturation; actin filament bundle organization; skeletal system morphogenesis. Gene Ontology annotation, cellular component: actin filament bundle. The record is from RefSeq and is a predicted model, not a curated record. Gene Ontology annotation, molecular function: filamin binding. Bases 433 to 1017 code for a protein of 194 amino acids. NCBI's taxonomy places the organism in Eukaryota, Metazoa, Chordata, Actinopteri, Cypriniformes, Cyprinidae. The transcript has 3 exons.